AUGGCAGAAAACGGACAACUGGCAGAAGAAUAUCAUCCUCAGCAGACUCCAGCACAUACAUUUUCUCCACCGUUAUCACCUCUGCCCAGCAGUUGUAGCAUCAAUAGAAGGCUGCUUCCUGUCAAAGGAUAUUAUUUUGUGUUUAUGGCUGCUGUCGGAGACUUGCUUCCAUUCAUUGGCAUUUACAUGCUGCAUCUGGGAUUAACAACGGAGGAAACCGGACUUAUCUACGGUGUCAUGCCCUUCAUCGGGUUUUUUGUCCGGCCGUUAAUUGGAGCUUUGUCAGACAAAUAUAAGAAACACAAGUUGGUUCUUAUUCUUGUCACUGCAUUUUCAGGUAUAUUCUACUUCCUGCUGGUGUUUGUACCACACCGGCCAUCCCCAGCACAGCUAGAAAUUCAUACAAACUUUGCAUGUAGCACUCAAAACUCAUACUUCCACGACUGCCCUGUCACCACUCAGGCAGCGGGCUGCAGUGUCGGACUGACUUACUUCGCCAAUUCAACUGAAACCAACAAGCUCAAUAAAUCUCUGUCAUGUUCUGUUUCAUGCCAAGCGAAGUCUGAUGCCACUAUACCAGACUUCAGGUAUUGUUUUACUAAUAAUACAGGGGAAUAUGGUUCCGAAGGUUGUACUGAUACAAGCUACAAGAGAGUCCUUAGAUUCACAGUCCCAGACCUACAGGGACUCAUUGCUAGUGAGAUCAUUGAAGACAGGGAGACGACUGGUUCAGCGCAGUGCCUCAAUUAUGAUGUUAAAGAUAUUCUCUUUGGAAACACUUCUAAAAGAGAAGCCUUGCAAAUUCUGUGUGGUAGAGCGCUUUAUUUGGACUGCGCCUUAAACUGCGACAAAAACCAUCCCUGUGAGACCAGCCCCAUAUUCCGAUUAGAUACAACAUUCUGCGUCUUUUUUGUGAUUUUCUUGAUGGCAAACAUUGCAUUUGCGCCCGUCUUUCCUUUGUUGGAUGCAGCAGCCUAUGACAAUUUGGGGCAGGAUCGGCAUUUGUGGGGGCAGCAAAGAGUGUGGGGGACCUUUGGGUUUAUUUUGUUUGCUGUGACUUCCACCUUCAUUAUGGACAUGCAGAAGAGGGACGGCAAGGCAGUGGAUUACUCUGUGUCAAUCUAUUUGUUCCUUCCUUUAACCCUCAUUGCAGCAUUUAUUGCCAGUUUCCUGAAUAUGUCAGGUGAUAUCAGGUGUGGUCACGUCAUGAAGAACAUCACGCAGUUGUUGAAGAAUGCAGAAGUCUCCGCCUUUCUGUUUGUUGUGAUGUAUUUCGGAAUGCUGACUGGGGCUCUAGAGGCAUUCCUGUUCUGGUUUUUAACCACCAUCGGAAGCUCUCCUCUGGUCUUUGGCUUCAUCUUGUUGAUUAAUUGUUGUGCCGAGGUGCCAAUGCUGUGGAUUGCUGGAACAGUGAUCAAGAAGAUCGGACUUGUCAGCUGCCUGUAUCUGGCCUUUGUCUGCUACGGCAUUCGUCUGAUCGUCUACUCCUUCAUUUACGAACCCUGGUUGGCCCUACUUGUAGAGCCACUUUAUGGAGUUUGCUUUGGGCUCAUGUACGCAGCUGCCUCAUCGUACGCAAGCAUCAUUGCACCCCCUGGUAUGUCAGCCACUGUUCAGGGCUUGCUAGGAGGUGUUCAUUUUGGGUUCGGAAAGGGUCUAGGCAGCUUGAUCACUGGGUUCAUGUUUCGAGGCAUCGGUCCCAGAUGGACCUGGAGAGUGUACGUGAUCAUCUCUGCCAUCAUUCUGGUGGUAUACUUCUGUCUCAACAAGUUUGUGUUCAAGUCUGACCACCGCCAGUUGUCAAGACCAUCUGCAGCCACAGGACAUCCUGAUGAUCAAGCCAAACAAGAAGUCACACUCAUUAAAUCCAACUUGCAUUCAGAUGGACCCGAGAUCACUUUAUAG
Messenger RNA from Candidula unifasciata, 1905 nucleotides. Lineage: Eukaryota; Metazoa; Mollusca; Gastropoda; Stylommatophora; Geomitridae. The record is from the annotation of a GenBank genome assembly.